Rhizophagus irregularis DAOM 181602=DAOM 197198 is the source of this 1581-nucleotide messenger RNA. The record is from RefSeq and is a predicted model, not a curated record. Lineage: Eukaryota; Fungi; Glomeromycota; Glomeromycetes; Glomerales; Glomeraceae.
AUGUUCAGAGGUGAGAAAUUGGUCAGCGACCUCAAAACUAUUGGACAAGUUUUCAAAAUACCUCCUCCCAGUGAGCACAUCCACAUCAUUGUGGAGUUGCCCGCCACCACUGAUGUAAAGUUGUCAUAUACACCAAGACUAGGAGGCAUUGGUGGAACUAUGAUCUUGGCAACUGAAGGAGAAAGAGUUGGUACUUAUGAAGGAAUCAACCUCAACAGUCCUGAUAUUUGCCAUCGUGAGCAGACAAUCCAAAAGCUUGUAGAGAAGAUCAGUAAAGUAGGUUUUUUACUCGUUCGGUCUCCACCCAUGUCUGGAAAGACCUCAUUGGGCCAACUAUUAGAACAACACCUAGUUAAAGAUCCUAAUAUUCGAGUAAUUCGAAUCUCACUCUUAUGGAUGGGAAUCCCUAGUGGAACCUGGACAUUUGAGGAGGAGUUUGAGCGACUUAUGAGCAUAACUUGGAAAAAAUUUCAAGAUGAGUGUGGUCAUAUUCGGACUAUAUUUAUUGUUGACGAAGUUCAGAUGCUUUAUGUGCCUCAAGGUGAACACGAGACUGCUUCACGUCACAAGGGUAAUGUCUUUUGGGAAACGGUGAAGCGGUGCCAGCAGAUCAGUAACUUAAGUAUUGUUGCCUUUGCUGCAUAUGGCUACAAGGGUGCAUGGGAUCUUUCGUCUGCAACUUACACAAUAGAUGUGUCACCUUUUAUGAUUCUUCCUGAAAACACAUGGAGCAUAGAAGACGUGCGCUUCACUGAGGAAGAAUACAAAGAUUAUUUUUUACGCUUUUGCAGUACACAUCUCAAAAAUAUGGAAGAUGAGGAUGAUAUUAACUAUUUACAGGAAUACGGCUUUCGUGGGUUUGCACAUAUUAAAAAUCUUACUCCAGAGGAAGAAGAACUUUGUGAUAGGGUAUUCCGAGGACCCAUUAAUAUCAGACAGUCAUAUAGCACAUCAGGAAAAGAAAAAAGGCUAGUCAGGACAAACUUACUUAGUGAACAAGAUGGUAAACUCGAUUUUGCUUCACCCUACUUGCGCGCACUCUAUCUGCAGCGGCGUUGGGGGAGCACCAUUAGGCCAAUAAUUCCUCCUCAAGAUUUCAAAAGCUUCCUCCGUGGAACCUUCACAAAUAUGAAUGCUGAGGCUAUACGAAAUUCAUAUUGUGUUGGUACAGAUGGUCAGCUUCUGGAGCGCGCUUGGCAAAUGGAAUUUUAUCAGGCUGCUACUCAAGUCCUACCAGCUGACAUAUUCAUUUCUCCUGAUGUUGGAACAUACUGGGGGUCAAGUGGAUAUAUGGAUUUCUUUGUGGGUGACGGCCGGAGUUGGGCAAUUGAGUUACUACGGGAUGGUGAAAAAGCAUCUGACCACAAGAGUCGUAUCAAUAAAAUCUAUAAACCUAUUAGGAAGAUCAGCAAGGAAUGGGCUAUCAUUGACAUUCGACAUCCUGGUCUUCCUAAUAAUAAUCCAGAAUAUAGUGCUGAUCAUCAUUGGAUAAACGUAUAUUGCCAGGAGGGUUGGAAGUCUGUGAUCAUUGAAGAUAAGGAUGAGAAAGUUGAGGUUAAGCUCAUGGGAGAGUAUCUGUAG